GGGCACUCUGCUGACCGGGGCCUAGAGCCUGCGGAGCCCAUGCGCCAGUGGGACCCCCGUGGGCUCAUCGACCCCAUCUACGAGGGUAAACGCCGUCAGCGCGCUGUGGCAAAGAAAGCAGAGGAUCUGAAGGCCAAGCUGCUGGAGAAGCUAGACAGGAUUGCGAACAUGAACGACGGGGUGGCCAACACGAUUCGGGAGCUCAAGGGGGAGUUAGAGAAGGAUCACAAAGACCUACACCGGUUGAUCCUCAACCUCAACCUGCACUGGAGCAGUAUCGAGGACGAUAUUGGGCGUGAGUAUGGAUAUGAUGAUCCUACCGAUGAUCAGCUCAAGAUUCUUAGCUUGGCCUACACCGAUGCUGUGGAGGAGUGGGAUCGCGAGUACUGA
Molecule: messenger RNA, 390 nt
Organism: Rasamsonia emersonii CBS 393.64
Lineage: Eukaryota; Fungi; Ascomycota; Eurotiomycetes; Eurotiales; Trichocomaceae
Exons: 1
Source: RefSeq, a predicted model, not a curated record